Molecule: messenger RNA, 858 nt
Organism: Arachis stenosperma
Lineage: Eukaryota; Viridiplantae; Streptophyta; Magnoliopsida; Fabales; Fabaceae
Exons: 3
Coding region: 74-829 (251 amino acids)
Source: RefSeq, a predicted model, not a curated record
CACGAAACACGCGCACGAAAGAGAGAUAAGAUGCCGCGUCCAAAUCACGCGCUCAGCAUUCGAACGGUUACGUAUGGGAGACUCUUCCACUUCUUCCACUUCUUCCAUUUCUCAAGGCACUUUCAAAUCAACGAAACCCUCUCAUUUUCGAGCGAAGAUCAACUUUCAAAAUAUAGAAAUCGUAGUUCGAAAACUGCAUCAAAACACCAUCAACCUCUCUGUGAAGAAGAAUCUGAAGAAAAAACAAACCAAGAAUACUCAACUUUCAGAGAAAAUGGCAGCAAGAAACCAAACCAAAGACCUCAAAUGUGCCACACAUCUCCUGAAUGAUAAGUUCAGAAACAUGACUGAGGAGAAGAAGGCCAUUGUCAGGGAUCUUGGAUUCGGUGGGUUGAUGCACAUCCCACCACUGAGGGUGGAUCACCAACUCUUGAGAGAGUUGGCAAAAAACUUCAAACUUGGGGAGAACAAACUGAGGACAGGAUAUGGUUCUUUCCAUAUAACCCCGAAAAAAAUAGGUGAUGCGCUUGGCAUCAAUGCAACAGGAGAUCUAUUUCCUGAGAAAGUUGACUACAAGAAACUUUCUGAAUCUGACAAAAUAAUUUAUAAAAGAUUCCAGGGUAAGACCCUCAAAAGUCUUACCGAUGAAAUGAUGGAAAUCGGCGUUGGCAACGAAGAGGAACGCCUGAUGUUCAAGAGGAUAUUCAUCCUCUACAUACAGAUGGCGUUCCUUUUGCCAACGACGAUAAACAAAAUAUCGCCGGUGCACCUGGUCCCGAUUUUUGAGAUGGAGGGCAUAGAGGAGAGAAACUGGGGGGGCAUGUCUUGACCUUCAUGAUCAGGGGCAUAACAGACUAC